Eurytemora carolleeae is the source of this 476-nucleotide messenger RNA. RefSeq lists its product as uncharacterized. Bases 33 to 476 code for a protein of 147 amino acids. Lineage: Eukaryota; Metazoa; Arthropoda; Copepoda; Calanoida; Temoridae. The record is from RefSeq and is a predicted model, not a curated record. The transcript is spliced from 6 exons.
AUCAGUUCUUUUUAAUCAACUGAGUUGAGAGGAUGAAAACAAUUUUACUGGCUCUCUGUUUGAUUCCUCUUAUUUUUGCAGAUUCAAAAACUAGGCAGGACCUUGACGCUGCAGCUGUUGAUGUUGAUACUGAAGCUGAACCUGAACCUGAACCCAAUGCUGAACCCUAUGAGGCAGACGAAGAGAAUGACCUAACUCCAGAAAAAAUGCUAGUUUCACUUUUUGAAGAUGUUGAGAGGACGGCUCGAGAUGUAGAUGUAGUGGAUGAGGAUGAGGAUGAGAACCUCAAUGCUGUUGAUGAUCCGGAACUAUCUGAGGAUGAAUCAAUGGCUAAAUAUAUUCAGGACACAGACCCAAGUGAGGUAAAGAGAUUUAACGACUAUAUGGAUGCUAUAUAUAGAAGGUAUUCACAAAAAUGUAAUCUAAAAUCUUUUGUGUACUUUAUUCAUGAAAUAACCAUUUCAUCAAUGAAAUAA